AUGAACAACAGCUCUUUGCUACAUAACCGAAACAGAGAGCGUACACCUGAAUUUAACCUUGCUUCGCCUCCGUUUACUAGUAAUUCUCCGGUUCCUACUACUCCAUCAUUUCGACAACAUUUGGAUUUUGAUGAUAAGACUUAUAGUGAAAAUGAAACUGGUAUGUCACCACCUGCUGAUGGUCGAAUGAACGUUUCAUUGCCUUCUCGAAGCACCGUUUCACCUUCACCUUUAGCACGUUUUACUGGAAGUGGCAAUACUCCACCAAGUUCUCGUUCUAGGAAGAGAGGGCCGCGAGCUGGAGAUGAGCUUUUUGGAAUUGAGAGACGUUUUUUGAGAACAAGUAAAGACAGUGAAGAGAAGGGGGAUAACGAUGAAGGUUUUGGUGAAAAGAAGGGAGGAGGAGUUGGGAGUGAUUAA
This is a messenger RNA of Meloidogyne enterolobii, 420 nucleotides long. Lineage: Eukaryota; Metazoa; Nematoda; Chromadorea; Rhabditida; Meloidogynidae. The record is from the annotation of a GenBank genome assembly.